Nothobranchius furzeri (turquoise killifish) is the source of this 1609-nucleotide messenger RNA. NCBI's taxonomy places the organism in Eukaryota, Metazoa, Chordata, Actinopteri, Cyprinodontiformes, Nothobranchiidae. The record is from RefSeq and is a predicted model, not a curated record.
UUUUUCAUUUAUAUUUUAUUGAACAUUCAGCAGUCAUGUUACAUGAGAACCUCUUUUCCAAAUACAUCCCCAAGUUUCUGCUUGAAUAAGUAUUUUCUGUGAUUCGGUAUUUAAAACGGGAAAGAAAAAAAUCUAAAUAUAUAGGAAAUGGGGGAACUUGGUCUUUAAGCUUUUAUUAUUGUCAGUAAUCCAAACUAAUGUUUUGCUGUUGGAUUUUUUUCAUUCUUUUCCAACACAGGAGCAUUUUUAUGAUCCAUUAUCACAUUCUGGAUUCCUGGAAAUGAGACUGCGUAAUAUCCGUCGAAAGCUUGAAGCGGGUCAGCGUCGUUACUCAAAGCGCAAGAUAAGCUGUGAUACUGGAAUGGAAUCAGAACAGGACCAGGGGGAGAGCAGUGCAACCAAUGAGUGGAUCACCCUCAUGAAACGACUCAGGCCCUCUUCAGAGAACAUCUCUUCAAUUAAAUCUGCUAUGGAAAACACGUACACAAGGCGUAGGUCAUGGAUAUCAAAAAAGAAUCCCACAAUGGCUGAAAUUUUGGAAGAAUAUCCACGCUUUCUGGACAUGCCUAAUCUGGUAGGCCUCAUCAUUUUCCUUCUUUAGUUAAAGCAAAUGCCUGAUGUCAUUAAUAACUGUUGAUGUAUAGUUUAAAACAACUUCUCUUUUUAUUUAAGCUGGAUAUUGAGUUCGGAAGAAUGACUGAUGGCAAGACGGAGCUGUUUAUCAGACGAUGGGAAGUCAGCAUAAUUCCAAAACUGAAAUCUUUGGCUACCAUGGAAGGAGGGGAUGUUUCAUUGCUAACAGAGGGGAUGGAAGACCAAACUGAUGAUGAAAAGUGCUACACAAUGCUGGUUGUUCUCACACAUCUUCUGCCACCAUUGCCUGGGAGUCGAUGCAGCAUUAAGUCUGCAAUAUCGUUCCUGGUUGAUUUUGUACCGGCUGGGACCAGCAUUGCGUCCCUCUGCAGCAACUCUGAGGUGGCACAAGGCACCCAACCACAGUUGAUCUGCAUCGGCAAUUUGAAGAGUGCAACUCGCCAGUACAUUAUCGUUGCAAGCAAUGACGGUGUGACCAUUCCAGUAAAUGAUGGCCUGACAUGUGCAUUGGACAAGCUGUUCAAGCUCUACUGGGUUUGCAACUUGGCCUAUCCACCCCAGCUCAGCUCUGUGUUCACUUUCUUCGAAUACAUCUACGAAGUUACCAUCUCAACCAACCGGAAAGCCAAGGUACUGGAACUGAUCUCCAAGCUUCAAGCUGCACAGUAAAGCACUAUCAUGUACACAUGUCCAAAGUGUAAACAAUUGAUAUCGACACAAGUUAAGACAGUAAUUUGGCAUCUGCGUGAAGUUCAUGCCUUAUCAGAUGGACAGGGUUUCACUUUAAUUUGCAGCCAAGAAGGCUGCCCUCGGACAUAUCAGAACUUCAAUUCUUUUUCUAAACAUCUUCAUCGGGACCACCAACCCACAACAUUAAUGGACACUGUGCCAUUUCAGGCUCAUGACAGCAGAUCAUCUGCCACAUCUGAAACUAACACUUAUAAUAUUGAGGAAACAUCAAACGUUUCAACUGUACCAUUAACACCUACUCUUUCCAGUGAUUGUGUUGCUUCUU